ACCAACUUUCACUGGGAAAGUUGUCAUUACCCGGGUAAAAAAACAACUUUGAACUUGCAACCGAUAUUUUUCUUAAAAGCUGCAAAAUUUCUGUCUCAAUUUCAACGAUUCAGUAGCUAUAAAAGCACGAUAUAUUUAAAUCUACUUUUCGUUUAUAGUGUGAUUAUUUUGAAGCAGCUCUUGGGAGAUUGGUUUUGGUUCGUCACAUUCAAAAUAAAAUUCUGCUCUGCUAGGGUUUCGUAAUAUUUUUCCUUCAAACCCUGCCUAUUUUCUCAUUGGCACCGUUGCCAGCACGACACAAUUUUUGCAGAUUUUAAGUUUAAACACCAUGUUAUCCAAUGUCCUGAGGAUGUUCUUUUUGACAUCAACUGUAAUGUGGGCAUUACCUCUUACAAUUUUAUAUGGGUUCAAUCAUCAUAUUUUCCCAGGUACUGGGACUUUGUCAUCCUCUUCACAUACACUUUUGAGUGGGUUUUUAGCUGUAUUAUCUGUGAAUCUGGUGAUCGGACUCUACAUUUUCAUGGCACUGAAAGAGGCUCCAUCUUCAACACAUCAGCCAGAUCCAGCAUUUUUAGCUCAAGCUCGAGCAAGCAUUCAAAAGACUGUCUCGGAAAGAAAUGUAAUACUAGAAGAUGACAAAAAAACUGAUUAGAUACAUUAUAUUGAUGUAGCUAGUUGCUUGAGACCUCGGUUUAUGGAAUGCAACAUUUUUCAUAUUCUUGUAGCAUCGACGCAUUAUAAUGGGUACACGAGUUACGUUUUUA
Cryptomeria japonica (Japanese cedar) is the source of this 764-nucleotide messenger RNA. RefSeq lists its product as uncharacterized. Gene Ontology annotation, cellular component: endoplasmic reticulum membrane. The transcript is spliced from 3 exons. Gene Ontology annotation, biological process: vacuolar proton-transporting V-type ATPase complex assembly. Bases 329 to 652 code for a protein of 107 amino acids. The record is from RefSeq and is a predicted model, not a curated record. NCBI's taxonomy places the organism in Eukaryota, Viridiplantae, Streptophyta, Pinopsida, Cupressales, Cupressaceae.